This is a messenger RNA of Clarias gariepinus (North African catfish), 2889 nucleotides long. RefSeq names its product divergent protein kinase domain 1Aa (gene dipk1aa). The record is from RefSeq and is a predicted model, not a curated record. Lineage: Eukaryota; Metazoa; Chordata; Actinopteri; Siluriformes; Clariidae. The transcript is spliced from 5 exons. The coding region runs from base 468 to 1754 and encodes 428 amino acids.
UAUAACGCUAAAACGUUUUUUUUUUCCCUAUUACGCUUUUUUGGUGCAUAUAAUUAUUAUUAUUGUAUAUUAAUAUAACACAACAAUGUUUGUCUUCAUAUUCCUGCUGUUAAUUGUCACAUAUUUGUAUAGUUUUGCCUCACAAAUCGUAGCUUGUUUGCAGCCGGUUUCAAGCGCGAUAUGUCGUAAAACCCCAUUGCACCAUCCCAACCCGGAAGUGAGGAGUUGAACCUGGGGCAGUUGAAUGUACCAGAGGGUGAUCAUGAAGCCUGGGGGGUUUUCAUAAGAGUUGAACGAGAUCCAGGUCACUACUGAGGCUUUAGGACACGACUUGCAACAAUAAAACAGAAACGUUACGAGUCUUAGCCAGAGUAACACUGUGAGCAGUGAGGUGUGACUGAGUGGGAUUCAUGUUCUACUGUUUGUUUUGCAGGUCGAUCAGAGGUUUGAAAUGAUCUGUUUCUGCUAUGGCGAGAGGUCUGUUUGCACGGGCCUGGAUCACCAAGUCCUACCUCUUUCAUGUUGGUCUGUCGCACGUGCGGGUGAAGUACCUGUUCCUCACCUGGCUGGCGGUGUUUGUGGGGAGCUGGGUGGUGUACGUGCAGUACUCGUCCUACACAGAGCUUUGCAGAGCGCACGAGUGCUACACCACCAUCUGUGAUAAGUACCGCGCGGGAGUGAUCGAGGGCGCGGCCUGCAGCAGGCUGUGUGAGAAAGCCUCGCUGUACUUCAGGAGGUGUCUCUCCAGCAAACCCAACACUCAGGUAUACACGGCGAGCUGGGGCGACGUGGACGCGGUGAUCAAGUGCCACCCGGGCGACGUGAUGCACUACGAGCUGGGAGAAGAGGUGGAGCCGAGGAAGGAGGUGGCGCUUUUCGACAAACCCACCAGAGGAACGUCCGUGGAGAAGUUCAGAGAGAUGGUGCACGGUCACGUCAAGGCGAAGGUUGGCGAGCAGGCGGAUCUCACCAGCUUGGUCUCGCUGGUCCUGUCGUUCGCGGACGCUAAUAACGACGGCCGCGUGUCUCUCCCGGAGGCCCGGUCAGCGUGGGCUCUCCUGCAGCUGGACGAGGUUUUACUCAGCGUGGUUCUGCAGGGACGCAGUCACACUCCCAAGCUGCUGGGUUUCUGCGGCGACCUGUACGUGGUGGAGCGAGUCGCGUACACGCCGCUGUACGGCCUCAACCUGUCUCCUGCACUCGAGCCCUGGAUCACGGCAGUGCUCGGGCGCGGCCUGGAUCACCUUUUUUCCACGUCAUGGCCACGCAAGGCUAAGAUCUCCAUCGGGCUGCUGGAGCUAGUGGAGGACGUUUUCCACGGGAUGUUCGGCUCCUUCCUGCUGUGCGACAUGAAGCCGGGAAGCUUCGGGUACACUGAGCGCUACGAACUGCGUCUUUUAGACGGGCGACACGUCGUGCCCGAGGAGGCCUUCAGACGCGGCAUGCGAGCUCGUCCGUGUCAGGAAGACUCCGACUGCGUGUACAGCGGCGACUGCGGGGCAGCGUGUCACAGGGACGAGCGACGCUGCGGCGCCGAGCCGAGCCGGACCAACCUGGCGCGGGCCUGCAGCGCGCUGGAGGACUUUCUGCUGCAGGGGGCGCCGGCGAGCCUGCGGAACGAGCUGGAGCGACAGCUGAACGUCUGCAAGGAGCUCGCGGGAUCUGGAGAACAGAUGCAGAUAGAGCACUCGCUGAUCCUCAGCAACCUGAAGAUGCUGCUGUGGAAACAGAUCUCACACACCAACGACUCGUAACACCACACACACACGCACUGAGCUCGCUAUGGUACUGCUGUGUGUGUGUGGUCAUGUUUUACAUCCCACAUGCUGAUGUAAUGAUUUCAUGUCUCUCUUUGAACUCUCCUUCUUUGAACUACACAAAAGGUGCCAUUUGUAACAUUUUCUUAAAUUUACAUUUCUAACAAAGAUACGACUUUAAUUCAUUACGCAAGCCACAUUGCUUAUGUUUUUUGCAUUUCAUUUAACGUUUCAUAUUCACUACUAUUCCGGCCUGGAGAUUAACUCCGCCCCUUAUUUAAAACGGUUCUUCUCAGCUCCGCCCAUUCUGACUCCUCAAAUCAAGACACAUCACUGCAUCCAAGACGUUUUUUUUUUUUUUAAAUGACACCGCAAGUUCAUAGGGUACAAAUGUUUUCUCAGCAGCAGUCCAGCGGUUCUGAUCAGACAUUUGGAUACACUAAGGACAAAGUAGACACGUGUGUUUACAAGACGGCGUACAGAAGAGAAAGAGGUUAUGGGAAAGACGCCGCACGACAACACACCCGCAUUAAAUUAUAAUGAAUAAUAAUAACAAUGUAAUGAAAUUUUAAUCACUGUAUCGCUUUACUUUUUUAAUGGUGUCCCAGGAUUGUAACAGCGCCCUCUUGUGAGCAUCCUCCACACACUUGCUCAAGUUAUUUUAAUACACAAGUGUUAUAGAGCUAUAGGGGGAGAUAAGCAUCACCCCCAGCAAAAAACUGUGAUCAUCCCUUUAAAGGCACAAUUUUUUCUUUCUUUUUUUUUUAAAACACACUCAGUGUGGAGAUCCUGGUUCCGGUACCACACACUACGUUAGACUCGAUGUCUGAUGUUGCACCCGAGAGGAGAAAUACAGCUCUGAUCUUCUGUGUUUUUCAGCCCCGUGUUCCUCCUCUCAUCCUGCUGGAGUAAAGAUACAUACACACACUCGGUCCGAUCUCAUUCAGGUUUUAGAACCGGACUUGAUUAGACACUUUUUGUUUUUCUCCUGUCCUGUGCCAUGAUGUGACACGGAUCUGUUGCUGAACAUCACACCACUGCUGGCUAUGAAUGAAAAACUAAACAAGAGUUCUAUUUUAAAAAGAAAAUAUAACUGCAUGACUUUGCACAUUAAAGUAUUUUUUUGGUCGCA